GUCUUCAAAGACAAACUCAGUGCAUACUAAUUUUAUUAAGACAUACUUGCAAACAGUUUCCCUUCCCUUCUUGUUUUUCUUUUCUAUCUUUUAUUUUGGCAAAGUGUUGCAAGAUGGCAGCAUUUUACAAGAGGCAGACCAAGGAGACCCUCAUCAAUCUCUGUGAGCAAAGAGGAAUUGAUGUAGCGGACAAAUCGAAGGAAAUGUUGAUUUGUGCCUUGGUGGAAAAGGAGCAGCAGAACUACACACCUGAGUCAGGAGACUAUGCAACUCAGGAUGUCCCAGUGAUGAACUCUGUUCCAGGAUCCUCUCAGCGAGAGGACAGUUCUAGUUGCAGUGGGCAGGAUGACAGGAAUUCAUCCCUGCAAGCAUCUUUGCAAUUGUUGGGUUCAGAUGACCCCCAGCUGCGUCUUCAGCUCAUCCUGCAAUAUCAACAGGCAGAGAGAGAUGCAGCAGCUGCAGCAGCAGCAGAAAGAAAGGCAGAAAGAGAUGCAGCAGCAGCAGCAGCAGCAGCAGCAGCAGCUGAAAGGCAAGCAGAAAGGGAUGCUGCUACAGCUGAAAGACAGCAUCAACUGGAGUUAGUCAAGCUCCAGCAGCAGGGAUCACACUCACGGUCCAGUGAGACCCAGGAAGUACGCCCUUUAAUAAACUCUGUGGAUAAAUUUCCAGUUAUGGAUAAAGAUGGUGACUUGGAUACCUUUUUGCGGUGCUUUGAAAGGGCUUGUAGACAGUAUCACUUACCCCGUGAGCAAUGGGUAAAAUAUCUCACCCCAGGGUUGAAAGGCAAAGCCCUGGAUGCCUUUGUGGACUUACCACCAGAGUUUGAUGGGGACUAUGAUGCUAUAAAAAAUGCCCUCAUCAAAAAGUACCAUCUUACACCAGAAGUAUACCGCAAAAGAUUUAGAACUGUGCAGCGUGCACCUACAGACAGCUACUCUGAUGUUGUGAGUAGUCUGAGAACCGCUUUUAGAUCCUGGUUGAGAGGACUCUCUGUUACAUCAUUUGAGUGCCUGGAAGAUCUGAUGAUAAAGGAUCAAUUUUUGCACACCUGUCCUAUGGAAGUGAAGCAAUUCAUUAUGGACCACGAGCCCAAAACGGCAGAUCAGGCAGCAGAGAUAGCAGACACAUAUGCUGCAAAUAGGAUGUCUGACCACCGCAGAACAUCUGUACCAAGCUACAAGGAGCGAUCAACAGGAGGAACCGCACACAACAGUCUACAGUAUGGUGAGAAUUCAUCUUUUGGGGGGUCUGUUGCAGCUGUGGGGCAGAAGGAUACCCGCCGAUGUUUUUCCUGCAACCAGAUGGGCCAUGUGAGGACUGACUGUCCACAAAAGAAGGAACCAACUUCACCUGGACAGCCUGUUGUGAUGCUUGUGUCUGGUAAGCCUGAGAAUCUACAUCAUCAUAUGCAGUCUGUGAUUGUGGGGGACAAAGUGACUCAGGGACUAAGAGACUCGGGAUCUAAUUUUUCUCUGGUGCGUCCAGAGAUGUUAAACACUGGGGACAUUAUUCCUGGAAAGACUUUGUCUAUAAAGGGAGUGGGUGGGAGCCACCCAAAGGUGCCUGUGGCAAAAGUUUUCUUGGAUUGGGGUGCGGGGAGAGGUCUAAGGGAAGUGGGUGUAACUAAUGAAAUUCCUGUAAAUGUCUUGUUGGGGAAUGAUUUGGGUUACAUGGUAACUGCUUUUGUGCCCUAUGACCAGGUCUCACUAGGUCCAGCCGUGCUGGAGUGUGGCCACCCACCUCAACAGGUAAUUGUAAAAAGUACAAUGCAGCAAAGUAACUGGGAGGGAGGACUGGGAGGCAGGAGCCAGAGUCAACCAGUGCCUGAACCAGUGUUGUCCCAAAGUAGGGAUAAGAAGGGAGAGGGGGAGGAGAGGUUUCCCCUAGGAGUCUCCCUGGUGCAGCCCGGUAGUAUACCGGCAGUGAGGGAUUUCCAGCGUGUAAUCCCUGAUCCUGUACCCAAACUGCCUGAGGUCUUGAGUGAGGGUCAGCAGCUACGCCAAGCUCAGGAGUCAGUGCAGAAGCAUGAGGGACAGGUGGUUAGGACUCAGAGUAGGGUCCUAGUGGAUAAUGCCACUCAGACUGGGGAGAGUGAUGGUAGUAGUGGGCCAGGAAUAGCCCUCAUGCCAGAACCAGUACUGAGGGGCGGUCAGGUGGUCAGUACUAAGGAGGAAAUGCUGACAGUACCAGGAGUUGCUCCCAAGUCAGAUAGCAACAAAGUAGUUUUUCCAGAAGUCCAGAGUAUUAAGGACAAGCCCAGUGGUUUAUGCCAACCCAAGACUAAGCAGGUCAGUGGAGACCAGGGUGGCAUCAAGGGGGUGGGAGGCCUCCAACUACUUUCUAUGUCUAGGCCCAGGGAAUGGGAGAUUAGAGAUAGGCUGGAGGGCCCCUCAGUGAACAAGGUGGGAGGAAUAGGUCAGAUGCCUGAGGAGAGCAGUGAUAGACCAUUGCCUACUAUGCAAACCUGCACUCUGUCCAGAGACAGUGCAGAUAGAGGCAAAAUGGGAAGUAUACCUACAUCAAACCAGUCCAGUACCUGGGAUUAUACUGAUACAGCCCUCAAGGAACAAGACUUUAGGCCGGGGAGGUAGCCUGAUCCCUCAUACUGUAUAACAUGAAUGGAUAUUUCGAUAAUGACCUGGCUAUGGUUAUGGAUUUAUGUUUUAUUGUGGCAAGGUUAAGAGUGACCUGUAAGUCAAUCUCCCCUUGCUCACUCUAAAAAGGGGAGGUGUCAUGAUACAGGCCUGUAAUAGUUAAUAAAACAGGCCAAGGUAUCAUGAGAAAUAUUUCUGCCAACAUCUAAAUCAGACACAUAACAGGCCUCUUUUCACUAUGGUCAGAGGGGUCAGAGC
Molecule: messenger RNA, 2852 nt
Organism: Xenopus laevis (African clawed frog)
Lineage: Eukaryota; Metazoa; Chordata; Amphibia; Anura; Pipidae
Exons: 2
Coding region: 114-2591 (825 amino acids)
Source: RefSeq, a predicted model, not a curated record